This is a messenger RNA of Bursaphelenchus okinawaensis, 1093 nucleotides long. NCBI's taxonomy places the organism in Eukaryota, Metazoa, Nematoda, Chromadorea, Rhabditida, Aphelenchoididae. The record is from the annotation of a GenBank genome assembly.
AUGGCGUCUAACGAUCAGAAGAAUCUUGAAGUUCAAGCGUCUUUGCAUAAUUGUAAGCUGUUUUACUGAUUUUUUGUUUAUUUUGAUAGUUGUUUUUGCUUAUUUUACGUUAAACUUUUUCGAAAUUCGAAACGACUUUGGCUCAAUAUAAACCAUGUUAUUAGGUCGAUUUUUGGAUAAUUAUAGGUAUUUUUACAAAGAAUAAUUGAUUUUUGAUAACACAAUGAAAACGCGUUAACAUCUAAACAUUCUUCCGUUUCAGUAAAUGCAAAAUUAUGGGAUCUCAAGUUCCCAGAAUCUCGAAACGAAUCUCUGAAGAAGUUGACGUUGGAGUUCGCCGACAAAUGUGGAGCUCUGUUCAUCGAGACUUUGAAGGAGAGUAAUGCUGCUUUGUUGAAAGCUGGCAAAACUUCUCAAAUCCAGAAUUGUGUUCUAUUCCAGGAUGUCACGGAGUUCAAACCGAGUCUGAUGUUGGUGGCUGGACCUUAUCCAACCAAAGACUCGUUUCAAAUGACGGUUGCUUCAGUUGGUCUGAUUUCUAUCCCGUCUUUUGUUGAUGCGGUAUGGUGAAUAUUUUUUUGCUAUUUUGUUUGAAUUUCGUAUUUUUUGGGGCAAAGGCCUGUCUUUUUACUAUUUUUGUUCAUUUAUAUUGUUUUGGAUCAAAUGACUGUGUUUCUGUUAUUUUUCUUCAAAUAUGACAUUAUUUUAGGUAAAAGCUCACCAAGCUGAAUGGAAGAAAGUCCGUCAAGUCAUUAUCAUUCCAGAUCCAGGCUGGCUUCUUCAUUGGGAACUGUCUGAAGUUACUAAUCAGAUGUUAAUCCUAAUCCAAACCUUGAACCAGCUGGCUGAUAAUGCUCAGUUCUACAUCUGUGAGUUACCAGGUAUUGGAUCUACUGAGUACGUGGAGAAGGUCAAGAUGUUCAAUUCGGUUUUGGUGACUUACAAGAGUGUCGCGAGUGUUACCAUUUGUGAUGUCAAGAACUAUUUGCCAAACGAUCAUGAGAACAAUGGCUCGCCGUACUUGAAGAACGAACAUGCUGAGCAUCUGAUUAGACAACUGGUCGAUACUUUCAAUGGGAAUGUAGCUUCGUAG